Molecule: messenger RNA, 350 nt
Organism: Jaculus jaculus (lesser Egyptian jerboa)
Lineage: Eukaryota; Metazoa; Chordata; Mammalia; Rodentia; Dipodidae
Product: eukaryotic translation initiation factor 1-like
Exons: 1
Coding region: 1-342 (113 amino acids)
Biological process (GO): translational initiation
Cellular component (GO): eukaryotic 43S preinitiation complex
Molecular function (GO): RNA binding; ribosomal small subunit binding; translation initiation factor activity
Source: RefSeq, a predicted model, not a curated record
AUGUCGGCUAUCCUGAAACUCCACUCUUUUGACCCCAUGUCUGGUGCAAGUAAGGGUGAUGACCUGCUUCCUGCCGGCGCUGAGGAUAAUAUCCAUAUAAAAAUUCAACAGAGGGACGGCAGGAAGACCCUGAGUACUGUCCAAGGGAUCGCUGAUGAUUAUGAUAAAAAGAAACUAGUGAAGGCUUUCAAGAAGAAAUUUGCCUGCAAUGGUAUUGUAAUUGAACAUCCAGAAUAUGGAGAAGUGACUCAGCUACAGGGUGACCAGCACAAGAACAUAUGCCAGUUCCUAAUAGAGAUUGGACUGGCUAAGGACCAUCAGCUGAAGGUUCAUGGGUUUUAAGUGCUUGU